This is a messenger RNA of Penicillium taxi, 1281 nucleotides long. RefSeq names its product putative palmitoyltransferase with autoacylation activity Pfa4 (gene pfa4). The transcript is spliced from 5 exons. The record is from RefSeq and is a predicted model, not a curated record. Gene Ontology annotation, cellular component: endoplasmic reticulum membrane; endoplasmic reticulum; Golgi apparatus. Gene Ontology annotation, molecular function: protein-cysteine S-palmitoyltransferase activity. NCBI's taxonomy places the organism in Eukaryota, Fungi, Ascomycota, Eurotiomycetes, Eurotiales, Aspergillaceae. Bases 1 to 1281 code for a protein of 426 amino acids. Gene Ontology annotation, biological process: peptidyl-L-cysteine S-palmitoylation; protein targeting to membrane.
AUGGCAGGGGAUCAAUUCCAAAUAUCGCAACUUGCCGUUCCGGCAGUGAGCGUCCUGAUCUGUUUCCUUGCUUAUACUUCACAAUACUUCUUCCUGCACUUUGAGCCCGCGCCGCUCCAGGUGGAUGAAGUGUGGAGGAUCAAUAUCUUCGCCCUCUGCAUAUGGGUCUGCUAUUAUCGAACCUGCUUUGUGGACCCAGGACGUCUCCCUUCCGAUAAGAAGCACGAAGACCUAAAUGCGGAGAAGGACCAUGCUAGAGGCCGUCGGCAGCGAUGGUGUCGUAGAUGCGAAGCAUACAAACCACCCCGAGCUCAUCACUGCAAGACAUGCAAGAGAUGUAUUCCCAAAAUGGAUCACCACUGUCCUUGGACUGCCAAUUGCGUCUCUCACUUUACCUUCCCACACUUCAUGCGCUUCCUGUUCUAUGCAGUCGUUGGAAUGUCUUAUCUCGAGAAAAGACUCUUCAAACGUGUCGCUAUUGUAUGGGACAGCCGAGAUCUUCCCAGUUAUCUUGGCCCGUCAGUUGGACAACUGAUACAUUUGUUCAUUCUGUUUGUUCUUAAUAGUGUUACUGUUUUUGGACUUUUUGUUCUCCUCCUUCGCGUCGUUUAUUCUCUUUCGUUGAACACGACGACCAUUGAGUCCUGGGAAAUCGAGAGACAUGCAACUCUUGUUCGAAGGGCCCGUGCUCUGGGUGGUUAUCUCGAUGGCCCCGGUGGAAUGAAAGUUCGAAUCAUGCACCAAGAGUUCCCUUAUGAUAUUGGAAUCUUGACCAAUAUCAAAGAAGGCAUGGGAGGAAGUUGGAAUAUCAUAGGCUGGUUCUGGCCCUUUGCUGCAACUCCUGAUCGUCGCACCGGCUGGGAGUUUGAAGAAAACGGAUUUGAAAAUGCCGGUGUAUCAUGGCCACCACCGGACCCAGAUAGAAUUCCAAUGCCCGAUUUAGAUACGCUGAAUUAUAAUAUCGCGACGUAUGCAUCAGCUAGAGAGGAAGUGGAUGCUUUCCAUCGUCGACAAGAAGCCGAUUUUAGUCGGCGCAGGCCUUUUUCGCAGAUUCAAAAGCGACAAAAAUUCCAUGAACGAUAUCAAGGAGAACACCAUAAGGUUGAAGAUGGUGAUGAACCUGUGUAUGGCGAUUCCGAUGAAGGUGAAGAGGGUUGGAGAAACUCCGAGGGAGAAAAUCUGGGAAACUACGGAGUCGAUAUUGAAGCUGAGUUCUACGACGAGGAUGAGGAUGAUGUGCCGUUGGCAGUUCUCAUCAAUCGGCGGAAGCAGAAUCAAUAA